Scophthalmus maximus (turbot) is the source of this 3092-nucleotide messenger RNA. RefSeq names its product sushi domain-containing protein 2. The record is from RefSeq and is a predicted model, not a curated record. The coding region runs from base 16 to 2559 and encodes 847 amino acids. NCBI's taxonomy places the organism in Eukaryota, Metazoa, Chordata, Actinopteri, Pleuronectiformes, Scophthalmidae. The transcript is spliced from 16 exons.
CCAAGGUUUAUAGAAAUGCUGAGUGUGCUGUGUCUGUGCCUCGGACUCAGUUGUAGAACAAGCCUGGAGUGUGUUGCAGAAACCUCGGCUCACUCUGGCACAAUGGAAAGAUUCACAGCGAUAAUAUUUGUCCUUCUGGUUGCAUGUAUCUGCAGGACAUCAGGACAGACCUGUGAAGGAAACUGUGGAACAAAACUAACCUCCUGUUCAUGUCACCCGACGUGCACGGCUCUGAAGACCUGCUGCGCGGACUACAAAGCGUACUGUGUGGAAAUCUCUCCGUAUUCUGGGACCUCUUUUGGUGGGACAGAUUUCAUCGUCCUUGAUGCGACUUUCAAUAUCAGUUCCCAGGUUGUGUGCAGGUUCAACAAUAAUACCGAUGCUGUGGGCUAUGUGGAUGAAAACAGUACAGGCCAUUGCAUCUCCCCACUGCUCUAUGAAACCGGUUGGAUCCCUUUGCACAUCUCCUCAGAUAAUGGCACCACAUUCAGCAGAGUUGGAGCCUGGCUUUCAGUACAUACCGGCAAGUUAGAUUCACAGUUCAAGGCAGCUCUGGUCAACUCGACGAGGUGGCAGUACUACGGCACACCUAAUGUUGGAGGCAGCCUUGAGAUGACUUGGAAUACGUCUUUGGUCAGAGCCGCGAGGGUCAAUGUAGAGCUCUGGGGAUACAGGGAGACCGGAGAGCCCUACUCAGACCAGUGGCAGGGUGAGUGGGAGUAUCUGUACUCGCUUGCAAAGGAUCAGCCCAACAGCGGUUCCUUCAGCUUUUUGCCCAAACCGGCAGAGAAGGGCUUUUCAAGUUGGGAGCUCGGCUCUGUGCGCGUCAGCCCCAGCGCCUACCCUGACGGCAUGUGGAAUGUACAAGCUGCGUGGACUGAGGAUCACGCUCUGGCUUGGCACCUGGAGGAGAAGUUCAGGCAGAACUCAGCAGUUUGGGCCCUGGACAAAUGUUUAGCUUGGGACCAGCUGGAAAAUCAGCUGCCCAACUUCCUCAGCGAGAUCAUCGACUGCCCCUGCACCCUGGCUCAAGCGAGAGCCGACACUGGGAGGUUUCAUACCGAUUAUGGAUGUGACAUAGAGAAAGGGAGCGUGUGCACCUACCACCCAGGCAGUGUUCACUGUGUGAGGGCCAUACAAGCCAGCCCCAUGUAUGCAGCGGGACAACAGUGCUGCUAUGACAGCACCGGCGCUCAGGUCCUGACGGCAGACUCGAUCGGGGGCAGUACUCCAGACCGAGCGCACGACUGGGGCUCGCCUCCCUACAAGAGGCCUCCUCGUAUCCCUGGACAGUCCCACUGGGUCUAUGACGUCCUCAGCUUCUACUACUGCUGCCUGUGGUCGGACAACUGCCACUACUACUUCAAUCACCGGCCGUCCAGCGACUGCAGGCGUUACCAGUCACCCAGCUCAGCGGCGGUGUUUGGAGAUCCACACUUCAUAACAUUCGAUGGCGUCAGCUACUCCUUCAAUGGCAAAGGGGAAUACACUUUGGUGACCUCGGCGAUGAAAAAGCUGACAAUCCAAGGACGGACAGAAUCUGUGAACGGAACCGCAAUAAAAGCGACACAGUUAUCCGCUGUGGCCAUGAAAGAAGCAUCGUCUGAUGUCAUUGAGGUGCGGCUUGGCGCCGGUCACGAUGGUCUCCAAGUGCUGCAGAAUCAAAAAACCCUCUCGUUUACUGAGCAGAGCUGGAUGGACCUGCACGGCGUGUUUGUGUUUGCUCCUACCUCGGCGAAUGUGACCGUAAUGUUCCCCACUGGAGCCGGGGUGGAAGUGCGACUGAUCCAGGGAACCAUGACGACCACCGUGCUGCUGCCGGAGGAGUUCAAAGACUCCACUCGGGGACUGCUGGGAAAGAUGAACGGCGACGCCAGCGACGACCUUGGCCUCAGCAACGGUCAAGCCGUGCAGAACCACAGCAAUCCAGAGGAGCUGUUCAGCUUCGGGGCGAGCUGGGCUGUAUCCAACAUGUCUGCCUUGUUCACAUACGACUCGGCGUAUCUUCUGGACACAUAUUACCAUGCUCCGAGGCACGACCACACUUUCAUUCCAGUGUUUUCUGUCCCUGAGAGUCCAGACGAUCCACUGGGCGAGCAGGCGUCUGAGAUAUGCUCUGGAGAGGGAUCUCAGUUCUGUAGGUUUGACAUCCUGGUCGGUCGCAGUCCGAGAAUGGGAAAUGCUACCAGGGUGUCUUUCCAGAGUCACAUUUCUCUAGUGGAGGAUCUAAAGCCAGUGACAUCUUGUGGCUGGCUUUCACCGCCGAUCAAUGGGAAGAAGGCGGGCACCACAUAUUUACAAGGAGCGACGGUUCGACUUUCCUGCGACGAUGGCUACACUCUCAGUGGGUCGGCGGAGCGCGUUUGCCAGCAGAGCGGCCUGUGGUCUGGCGAGGAGACGAGCUGCGUGGUUCCCAGUAAUCUCACAGGAAUUGUGGCCGGUUCAGUCAUUGGAGCUGUAGCACUGAUUGUUAUCAUAACAACAAUCGUACUCCUCUCCAGGAAACAGAAAAGAAAAGCUGCACGUGCAAAUCAAACUUGCACGAGUGAGGCCUUCUAACCGCAAUUUAUGCUUCACUGUCUUACUGUAACAUACAUGUUCAUAUCUUUGAAAUGUUUUGUUUAUUUUAACAGUUAAUUCAUACAUAAAUACAAGCUUACGUAAGAUUGAGCAAAGGUACCUCGGACACACGUAACUGCACACUACAUCCUCCAUAGCAGAAAAGUAUUGAUGGACUGAAUUUUUAACCAGUGUUACACUUCUUCUAUUUUUUUUUAAUCACGCAUUGUCUAUCUAACAUGGAGCAAAGUACCAACUGCAACUGUUUAAACACUCCAUUAUUAUUAAAGUCAUAGAACAAGACCUCCACAGAGUUUUUGUGUUUGAGCUACAGAAGUAGUGUGUUUGAAGCCAUUUUUGCAUCAGUUUUUUUUGUUUGCAGGAAACAGAAAUAACAACUGUAAAAUUAACUGAGUAACUCUGUAUUGUUUAUGUAUGUGGAGCUGUGUAUGUCCUCAAAUGCUGAUGAAUAUUAUUUAACAGUUUCUUAUUUUCAAAUUUGGUGGACAAUAAAGUUAUUCUACUAUUCUGCA